This is a messenger RNA of Girardinichthys multiradiatus, 2699 nucleotides long. RefSeq names its product src substrate protein p85-like. The coding region runs from base 172 to 1770 and encodes 532 amino acids. The record is from RefSeq and is a predicted model, not a curated record. Gene Ontology annotation, molecular function: actin filament binding. The transcript has 16 exons. Gene Ontology annotation, cellular component: actin filament; cortical actin cytoskeleton; plasma membrane. Gene Ontology annotation, biological process: regulation of actin filament polymerization. NCBI's taxonomy places the organism in Eukaryota, Metazoa, Chordata, Actinopteri, Cyprinodontiformes, Goodeidae.
CGGUGACGUCAGGGCUGGAUCGGGAUAUUGGGAGAGCCGGAAGAGUCGCGGAGGGAGCAGCUGCGGUUUCCACAAACUGUUCUCUUUAAACGGAACCACAUCUACCGGGACGGACGGAACACCUCGGCCGACAGGAGUUAACCUUUUCCUGACAGAAGUGCGUGAUUGAAGAUGUGGAAAGCUGCUGCAGGUCAGAACAUUAAGGUGGCCAUGGAUGAAGGAGGAGACGACUGGGAGACCGACCCGGACUUCGAGAAUGACGUCUCAGAGAAGGAGCAGCGCUGGGGGGCGAAGACGGUGGCCGGAUCAGGACAUCAGGAGCACAUCGACAUCCACCAGCUGCGUGAGACCGUGUCCACGGAGCACACCAGCCUGAAGCAGAAGGAGCUGGAGAACAUGCCCAAGGCCUCGCACGGAUACGGAGGCAAGUUCGGAGUGCAGCAGGACCGCAUGGACAAGUCUGCUGUGGGUCACGACUACCAGAGCAAGCUUUCCAAGCACUGCUCCCAGACGGACACCUCCAAAGGAUUCGGAGGGAAGUAUGGAGUUCAGGCCGACCGUGUGGACAAGUCGGCCGUCGGCUUUGAGUACGCUGGUAAGACGGAGAAACACGCUUCGCAGAAAGACUACACCACCGGGUUUGGGGGGCGGUAUGGCGUGCAGGCGGACCGUGUGGACCAGAGCGCAGUGGGGUUCGACUAUCAAGGCAAAACAGAGAAACACGAGUCACAGAAAGAUUAUGCCAAAGGCUUCGGGGGCAAGUUUGGUGUUGAGACGGACAAGGUGGACAAGAGCGCUGUGGGCUUCGAGUACCAGGGCAAAACGGAGCAGCACGAGUCGCAAAAAGACUACGUGAAGGGCUUCGGGGGGAAGUUCGGAGUGCAGACAGACAGGCAGGAUAAAUCCGCGCUGGGAUGGGAUCACCAGGAGAAACUGCAGCUUCACGAGUCCCAGAAAGACUAUAAGCGUGGGUUUGGAGGGCGGUAUGGGGUAGAGGUGGAGAGGCAGGACCAGUGUGCGCUGGGCUAUGAGCACAAGGAGAGCCUGGCCAAGCACGAGUCCCAGAAAGAUUAUUCCAAAGGAUUUGGAGGGAAGUUUGGUGUCCAGAACGACCGCAUGGACAAGAGUGCAGGGUCGUUUGAGGAGGUGGAGAAGCCUCGUUCGUCCUACCAGAAAACCAAACCUGUGGAAGCUGCGGGCAGCAGCACAGGUAGCAUCAAAGCUCGCUUCGAGAACAUCGCCAAGCAGAACGAGGAGGAGGACCGGAGGAGGGCCGAGGAAGAGCGGGCACGCCGGCAGGCCAAGGAGCAGCAGGAGCAGGAGGCAGCGCGCCAGAAAACCGAGAGGGCACCCCCUGUCCACGCUGCAAGCCCCAGUCCGAGUCCCAGUCCAACCCCGAGUCCCACUCCCCCAGUUCAGCCUGCUGCAGAGUACCAGAACACUCGGGAUGUUCUGAGUGAAGCUGCUAAUGACGGAGAACCGCUCUAUGAGGAGACUCAGGACACCGAGGCCGACUACGAACAGCCGGAUCUCUACCAGAACCCUAAAGAGCCGGCUGCAGCAGAUGAGCAGCACUACGAGUACGGAGAGGACCUCGGCGUGACGGCUGUGGCUCUGUACGACUACCAAGCAGCCGGCGAUGAUGAGAUUUCCUUCGACCCCGAUGACAUCAUCACCAACAUCGAGAUGAUCGAUGAGGGCUGGUGGCGCGGCGUCUGCAGGGGUGCCUACGGCCUCUUCCCCGCCAACUACGUGGAGGUCCGGCAAUAACGGUGCUCCGUCCCCAGAUUCCUUCACACGUCUCUCUUCACCUCAUGUUCGAGCUUCAACACUGAGACGUCUCGGUCUCCUAGCUUUCCUUUUCCUCAUCGUUCUGUCAGAUCUUAGUUUCUGUGUGCAGCAGCAGACAGGAGGAGCAGUUUUCUCUGCUCUUGAAGCAGACCGAGGUAAACUUGAGGUGUUCUCAGAGCCGCAUUAAUCAGGAUGAGUUUCAUUGUAGCCUCUGCAAAAACCCAAUAAAUGAUAGGAACGAGUGAACGGCUGCUGCUGUCUGUAGCUCAACUUUAAACUAAAACUCAUCGGUGCGCUGAUCAUGGACUAGAAAGCAGAUCCUUUCCUCCAUGUUGGACUGGAGCUCCAAGUCCCUCCUGACUGAAUCUGCGCUCGAUGAUUCAUUAAAGCUUUUUCUGACAAUAACGACUGAUUAUAACGAUCGGGGUGGGGGGGCUACACAUGGUUGUAACUCGUCACCUUCCUGCAGAUGAGUAUUAUCGACGCCGUGUUUGGAAUCAUGUCCUGUUAAAUCGUACUCCAGCGUAUUUUUGUUGCCGUCGCUGUUUUCUUUUCAGAUGUGGAAAUAUUUGUUUUGCUGCUUUCAAUUCUUGGAGGUUUCUUUCUCUUAACGUUUCCUCACCACCAGGGGGCGCUUGUUGACCUCAGAGGUGAUUGACCUUUAAGAAAGCAGCAUGUUGACAGCGUCCUGCCAUGUGAAGGGGAAAAACCUGUAAUUUCUGAGACUGCAGGACAGUUAAACAGGCGUGUUUCUGUCUGAGGGCUCUCACUUUAAUUCAUCUCUGGGUUUUAUAAUAAAAGUGACCUUUUCAAAUGGAUUAUUUUUAUCUGUUUGCUUGAGUUGCAUCAUUACCUGCUUGUUCAUUUUGUUUUUUUUAAGUUUCAAUAAAUAAAGUAUGAAUAAUUCA